Molecule: messenger RNA, 1252 nt
Organism: Thalassophryne amazonica
Lineage: Eukaryota; Metazoa; Chordata; Actinopteri; Batrachoidiformes; Batrachoididae
Product: four and a half LIM domains protein 2-like
Exons: 5
Coding region: 19-858 (279 amino acids)
Cellular component (GO): Z disc; nucleus
Molecular function (GO): transcription coregulator activity
Source: RefSeq, a predicted model, not a curated record
AGAAGGGACAGUGUCAGGAUGACCGAGCCCUACGACUGCACAGAGUGUCAGGAGUCUCUGUUCGGGCAAAAGUACAUCCUGAAGGAUGAAAGUCCAUACUGCUUGAAAUGCUAUGAGGAACUUUUCUGCAGCACCUGUGAAGUUUGCGAAAAGCUCAUUGGAUGCACCUGCAAGGAUCUGUCCUUCAAAGGUCGCCACUGGCACAGUGAGUGCUUCCUGUGCAGCACGUGCAGCAGAUCUCUGGUCGACCUCCCUUUUGCUACCAACGAUGAUAAGCUGAUGUGCAUCGAGUGCUUCACCAAUGAGUUCUCCUCCAAGUGCCAUGUUUGCCUGAAAACCAUCAUGCCUGGUUCUAAGAAGAUGGAGCACAAAGGUAACAGCUGGCAUGAGAAUUGUUUCAUCUGCAACCGAUGCCAGCAACCCAUCGGUACCAGGAGCUUUGUCCAGAAGGAGGCGAAGAACUAUUGCAUGCCCUGCUAUGAGAAGCACUUUGCUCUGCAGUGCAUCUACUGCAAGAAGCCGAUCACCACCGGAGGUGUGACCUAUCGUGACCAGCCUUGGCACAAGGAGUGCUUUGUUUGCAUCGGGUGCAAGCAGCAACUGGCCGGACAACGCUUCACCUCUCAGGACGACUUCGCCUACUGUCUCAACUGCUUCUGCAAUCUGUUUGCUAAGAAAUGUGCUUACUGCACCACCCCAAUCAGUGGUCUGGGGGGCAGCAAGUACAUCUCCUUCGAGCAGCGCCAGUGGCACAAUGACUGCUUCAACUGCAAGAAGUGCAGCGUGACUCUGGUGGGCCGAGGGUUUCUCACAUGCAAAGAUGAUAUCUUCUGCCCCGACUGUGGCAAAGACCUCUGAGCGCCUGCCACCGCACGCUACCGCUGGCUGGUCUCCAUCCAAACGAGGGGCCGGAAUGUUCGCUGAGAUAAUUAAAUUAUCCCGAUUCCUUGAAGCCACUAUUUACGCGUUAUCUUGAAGCAUUCAUGUGAAAGUUGUUUGUUGUAUUACUUCUGGACCGUAAACACCACAUGAGCUUCUGAGAAAUGUUUGAAUGUGGGAGAAAAGGUCUUAUGACCACCUUUAAUUCUGUUCUUUAUAUUUUGUUGACUUUGGGUCAACAGCACUAAACAUAGGCUUUAAUCUUAUUUUGUAAUCAGCCACAUUAUUUAGCAUGAAAAAUAACUCAUCAUAAAAAUAUUAUACAACACGUGUGAGACAUUUUAACAUAAGUAUUUAGAACUAACAUCUUACU